Messenger RNA from Histoplasma capsulatum G186AR, 4613 nucleotides. RefSeq lists its product as uncharacterized. The record is from RefSeq and is a predicted model, not a curated record. Lineage: Eukaryota; Fungi; Ascomycota; Eurotiomycetes; Onygenales; Ajellomycetaceae. Gene Ontology annotation, biological process: isoleucyl-tRNA aminoacylation. The coding region runs from base 96 to 4613 and encodes 1505 amino acids. Gene Ontology annotation, molecular function: aminoacyl-tRNA deacylase activity; tRNA binding; ATP binding. The transcript has 5 exons. Gene Ontology annotation, cellular component: cytosol.
CCUACGCAUGCUACACGGCGUUGCGUGAACGUCUUAAUAGACGAAAACGACGUAAUAUGACCGCCAAGCACGUAUGACUUGGCUACCUCAGCAUCAUGACCACCUCGAGAAAUGCGACCCCGGCUCAGAUCUUCCCCGGAAGGGGGAUUGGGUUUCUAACUUUGGGAGCCUCUCUGCAUCAUACCAUAACUCGCCUCAAAGCGCAUCCCCAUACUUACCCCUCCAUCGACUUGUCCUACUCUUCGACCAAUCCUAUCCACUCCCCGAUCCUUCUAAGUCUGCCAGAAAAUGGCCUGCGACUGCGAUUUGAUGGUCCGGACCAAAGACUUCGUCUGAUAGAAGUGCUAGAUUUCACUAAGAUUCCUCUCACGUAUAAAUCCCAUGAGGUCCUGAAAGCCACUAAGCCUACGGAGCAACCACCACAGCUAGGGCCAAGUUUUCGUCAUAUUUACAACCGCAUGUUUGGGCCAUCCUACCCAGGAGAAUUCAUUCCCGGUUCCUCAGGUUCAAAGUACGGAACCUAUGUUCUUUCCUAUCCCGGUAUCGCCUUUUCAUUUCCCUUGCUUCAGUCUGCGUGGUCCGAGCAAUGCGAUUUUGUAUCUUUAAUGUCGUCGGCGGCGGCAUCUUCUGCUACUUCCAUGGCUGUUUUCCAGGGAUCAUCGUGGGCGGAUGGCCGUUCUAAUAUGUUGACGCGACAACCCCAGUAUCCAAGAUCAACUGCUCUUGCGGGGAAAAAUCGAGAAUCUGUCGCUGAUGAAAUAGAGGAGGUUAAAAUCCAUGGCGCAGGAAGGAUUGAGUUUUUCCGCAGAUCGGGGCCAUCGAUCUGGAUUUCCCUCUCUGAGACCACACCACAAGACCUCGUCGCGGAAUUUGGUCCUCCAGAUGCUAUUUACCGGAAAAACGAUAGGCGUAUCUCAAUCCAUGGGACCCAGACACUUGGUAACACGAACCUUAGACGAACAAGCCCUUCGCCUGGCCGCACAGCUGACCCCACAGACAUGGAUCCUUUGUCUGAAACUAGCGUGACGGAUGAUUCAGACGGCGAGAAUUCUCCCACUUUCCAGCACAAUCGGGCUACGCUGGCAACUGAGUGUUUCUAUAACUAUUUUGAUCACGGGUUCGAUGCCUUUAUCUCCCAUCCAACGGUUUCUGGGCCACCGUUUCCAGGUUCAUCACAUCCGGAGACGUCCACAAUUUCACCACCCCCGCAGUUAGCCGUAACAAAGAUCCUUCUGCAUGGGAACGUGCCAGGGUCAUACCCCUUCAAUCGCCAUAGGCGCAGCCGCUGGGUCCUGAAUAUUGAUUCUGCCCGGGAACCUCUGACGUCGGAAACCCAAUAUGGCCAGCUAUCAGACGAGUUGAAACGAAUAUGGAAGGGCUCCUACUCGAGCGCAUCUGAGGAAAUGGCCCUUCAAAGAGGAAUGGUCCUCAACCGUGGCUGGGGCGAUAGUCCUGGAAGCAGUGUCGAGCUUCUUGGUGGCUGGGAAGAUAGCUCGGCCAGCAAAGCUUGGACUAGUUCAUUGCUUGCUUUCUGGGCGUUAAAAUGUGAUGCCGAGAUAUGCUGCAAUAACAGGAACAUGCCAGAGUUGCCGCCAUCCCUUGCUCGAUCCUGGUCGUCGACGCUCAAACUUCCCAAGUCAACUUUCCCCCCUCGUGUUUCGUUGACCGACCAGGUCAAGUACCUAGAACGAUGCACACAUGACCUCUAUAGCUGGCAGCAGCGCCACCGUCCGAAUGAAAAUCGAUUCGUCCUCCAUGAUGGCCCUCCAUAUGCCAAUGGCGACCUACAUGUCGGUCAUGCUUUGAAUAAAAUCCUGAAGGACAUCAUUUGUCGGGUGCAGUUGGCGGCUGGGAAGCGAGUUCAUUAUGUGCCAGGCUGGGAUUGCCACGGACUACCAAUUGAGUUGAAGGCAUUGCAGACACAAAAGGGACUGGGGAGACUUGAAGCAGGUAGGAAUGGAAACGGAGGUGCUGCAGCGAUUCGUAGAGCGGCCAGGCAGCUGGCUGAAAAGACGGUUCUGGAACAGAUGAAGGGAUUUCAUAAGUGGGCAGUUAUGGCGGAUUGGGAGAAUGCGUGGAAAACUAUGGAUAAGAGUUUCGAGAAGAGGCAGCUGGAUGUAUUUCUUAAAAUGGUGGAGAAAGGCUUGAUACAUCGGCGAUUCAAGCCUGUGUAUUGGUCUCCUUCAUCGCGCACAGCACUAGCAGAGGCUGAGUUGGAGUAUAAAGAGGAUCACAAAUCUACAGCCGGACUAGUAAAAUUUCCUCUUGUGUCCAUGCCGUCUAAGCUACGCGAUAUGCUACCAUCAAAUACCACUGAGAUCUCGGCUGUCAUCUGGACGACUACACCGUGGACAUUGCCUGCCAAUGCAGCCAUCGCUGUGAGCCCCACCUUGGAAUACUCUAUUGUGAAAUCGGAAAAGCAUGGAUAUCUCGUUGUUGGCUCAUCUCGGCGCGAAUAUAUUCAAACGUUGUUACAAGGAGAGGAAGUAACAGUAAUAGGCUCGCCAAUUUUAGGUUGUGAGUUAGUCUCCGAAUCCACAUAUCUCCCGCUUUUCAAGGACGGGUCCGUUCCCCAGCCCGUCAUCGCUGCAGAUUUUGUGACAGCGGAUAGCGGUUCUGGUCUUGUUCAUUGCGCUCCUGGCCAUGGAAUGGAGGAUUAUGAAGUUUGCCAAGCACACGGGAUCGCAUCUCAUACUCCGGUUGAUGAUGCAGGUUUGUUCACGGAUGCGGCAAUGCCUUUGAACCCUUCAAUGCUCAGUGGGAAGUCUGUACUUGGCGAUGGAAAUCGAGAGGUCUUGCGAUAUGUGGAGAGCAAGGGCCAGCUACUUGCUAAACACACGUAUGAGCAUAAAUACCCGUACGACUGGCGGUCAAAGCUUCCUGUGAUAGUACGUGCUACUGAGCAGUGGUUCGCUGAUGUUAGUGAUAUCCGUGACUAUGCGCUCCGGGCAUUGGAAGAUGUGCAAUUUAUGCCUUCAAUGGGAAAGUCACGACUAGAGAGCUUCAUUAAAAGUCGCAGCGAGUGGUGUAUAUCACGGCAGCGAGCUUGGGGAGUGCCGAUUCCUGCCCUCUACCAUCGAGAAACUGGGGAGGCAAUUCUGACGAAGGAAUCGGUGUCUCAUAUCUUGAAGGUUAUCGACGAACGUGGAAUCGACGCCUGGUGGACAGAUGAUGAAAACGACCCUACUUGGAUUGCUGCUUCUAUUAGGGAAACAUCUUCUGGUGCUGCCUAUAAACGAGGCACAGACACUAUGGACGUGUGGUUUGAUAGUGGAUCCAGCUGGACGCAAGUGAAAACUCCCGCUUCGGUCGAAGGUUAUGCGGCUGAUGUGUACCUCGAAGGAACAGACCAGCAUAGAGGGUGGUUUCAAUCAAGCCUCUUGACAUAUGUUGCUUACAAUCUAGGCUUGGGGGAAAAAACUGGCAUUUCUCGAGCGCCAUUUAAAACCCUCAUCACCCAUGGAUUUACUCUUGACAAAGAUUCUCGGAAGAUGAGUAAGUCGAUUGGGAACGUGAUUAGCCCAGAUCAAAUCUUAGAUGGGACGCUUCUACCCCCAUUGAAGUUGAAAAGGAUGAAGGGACAGGAAAAGAAGCCGACUGCGCCUGUAUUUGACGCCCUGGGAACCGAUGCGCUAAGGUUAUGGGUCGCUAGCAGCGAUUACACCAAGGACAUAGUUAUCAGUCAGCCUGUUCUUAAGACCGUCCACACCAACCUUCACAAGUACCGGGUAACCUUCAAACUCCUUCUCGGAUCUCUGCAAGAUUUCGACCCCAGCUGCACAGUCCCACACGAGUCGUUACGCAUUAUUGACAAAAUCGCACUGCUCCAGCUUCGAAAACUCAUCAAUAUCUGCCAGGACGCAUAUUCAAGCUUUGAGUUCUACCGCGCAAUCACAGCUAUCAAUAAAUGGGCUAAUUUAGACUUUUCGGCUUUCUACAUCGAAUCUCUCAAAGAUCGCCUCAGAAGAGCCGCGCAGACAACCCUCUGCCACAUAUAUUAUCAUUUCCAAAACCUCCUGGCGCCUUUGGUACCCAACCUCGUCGAAGAAUCAUGGGAACACACACCGGAAUUGAUUAAAACCAAAUUUGAUCCCCCGUUACACCGCAUCAUGACCAAACCUCCACCUGAGUGGCAAAAUGACGAACUGGAAGAAAUAUUCCCGCUACUUAUGGCUAUUAACACAGCAGUUAAAACCAUGCAAGAAAACGCCCGCAAUAGAAAGGAGAUGGGCUCAUCACUACAGACAUUCGUGCACAUCUCCGUCUCCUGUAGCGCCGCAGAGGCGUCAAUCUUCGAAAAAUUCGGCUAUGAAUUACAAGACCUCUUCGUCGUUUCUUCCGUUACUGUCGGGUACAAUAAUGCAGCACUGCCACCUGAAAUCGAAGCUGCUGAGUGGAAAUACAGCUCAGAUUUCGAGUUCCCCGGCGGGAGUGCGCGUGGACAUGUUUGGAUAUAUACCCCACAAGCGAUCAAGUGUGGGCGAUGCUGGCGAUAUGCGGUGCCGUUGGAGCCUAAGCAGGACGACCCGUUGUGCCAGCGGUGCAUAGAUGUUGUGGGAGAGCUACCUAGGGUGAACCACGAGCUUACGGGUGCAGCUUCUACCAGUAACUGA